This is a messenger RNA of Nasonia vitripennis (jewel wasp), 1757 nucleotides long. Its product is annotated as homeobox protein MSX-2-like. NCBI's taxonomy places the organism in Eukaryota, Metazoa, Arthropoda, Insecta, Hymenoptera, Pteromalidae. Bases 817 to 1440 code for a protein of 207 amino acids. The record is from RefSeq and is a predicted model, not a curated record. The transcript has 2 exons. Gene Ontology annotation, molecular function: DNA binding.
UUAUUUUUUUCUUUCACCGCGAUAAAGAAAUACGUAAUAAUCAAUUUUUUGAAGAAAAACAAAGAACCGGGGCUUAAAAGAACCCGUACCUACACAAUAGACCGCGCGCAGUCAGUGGAAACAUUGAAAAUCAAAGAGAAUCGAAGAGAAUCGAAGAAAACAAAAACAAUAGCGCGCGCAUCCUUUUUUUCCAACUUUUUUUCUCAUGGCUGCGGCAAAUAUAAAGUAUCGCGUGCCGCAACGCACAAGAGAAACCUAUAUCCCUCAUCAUGGACCCAAUAUUUACAUCAGGGAGAUGAGAGUAUUACCGGAUUAGCCGGGGCGCGCGCGCCUGACCCCCGUGGCUUUUCGAUUAUGCGAGCUCUGCUGCACUUGGGUACCUACAUCUGCGCGCUCUUCAGACGAUCUGCCUGGCCGUGUACCUCUAUAGCCGCGCGACAAGGAGACGAGCCGGUAUCAAUUACAUUGUUGUUAUUGGGGCAUAAACGAGCCGAGGGCGAGAUGCGGCCGGCAGAUAAUAAUACACUGGCAUAAGAGCAUACGCAACAAAAGCCAGCCGCAGGGGCAAGUAGGUAAUGGGCGAGCGAUGGGGCCCGUGCCGUAUGUAUACUUGUACGAGAAGCGGCGAAAACCAGCGAGGCGCGCAAAACGCAGCGCGAUAGCCAUCGCCGGCGUUUCGCCGCCCUGUGCAACUAUGCGACUAAUUUGGUUUUGCCGCUGCGAAAUGGAUAUGUUGUAUAUACGUUUGUACGUUAGCCCGCCGAAUAGUAAGGGCCUAGAGACUCCCGGGGCCAGGGGUUGCCUUUCAGUUGCGAGAUGAGCGAGCCAGCGCAAGGAGCGCAGAGGCGCGCUACCAGUGAUUUCAGUAUCGAGAGGAUUCUCUCCAAGGAUGUGCCUUCUUCGUCUUCGCCGUCCUCUUCUGCUUCGACGGCAACCGUCGGGCCCGCGCAAUCGACGUAUCCGAGCUUUGCGCUGCAGAAUCGACUCGAGUGGCUGAGGAGCUUUUGCAAACUGCCGACGCCAGCGGAACCGAGGCCCAGCGAAGAUCCAGCCACGGCGGGCAUUCCCGCUAUCGACAAUCGACCAUCGAAACAGCCCGAUAAAUCGGAUCCGACGCAACUGAAUAGCGAAGAACUAUCUUGGCUGAGGUGUACGAGAUAUCGCCCGCCCAAAUUGCCGAGAAAAUCCAGUGCUGGUAAAAUUUUCAAAAGAAAACCCGGCUCACAUCCUCGUAUACCAUUCACGAAAUACCAAAUAGAGAUACUAGAAAACAGAUACAGAAGCAGCUCAUAUCUAUCGAGGGAUGACGUUGUGAACUUGUCGGAUUUGCUACAUCUUCCGCAGAGUAGAGUAUGUACAACUCGAUUCUUAAGAUCCAAUAUUAAGAAACUAAUACUUCUAUUCUUACUAAAUAUGUUUUUAUUUCAAUUAAUCGUUUGAAUAUUAUCGCAGUAAAAUAUAGAUUACAGAUUUUAGCUUAAAAAAAUCCAAGUAUCUGCUUGCAAUAAAUUACGGUUUUCUUCAAUGUCAAAGAAUUUUCCAUUCUUUUGAAUUUAUAAAAAUAUUUAUGUGUCGUACUCGUGUAAUAUCUGUCAAUGAAUAGUUUUAUUCUUAUAAACUUAAUUAUCUAUUAUAGAUAAAAAUAUGGUUUCAAAAUCGACGCGCCAGAGAAAGAAGAGAAUCUCAAACGCCGGAGCAGAUGGAAACAACUAUAAGUUAAUUGUAAAAAAGUUUGUAAUGGCUUUGUGUCAAGUUGG